AAUGACUCAUUGUUUAAGAUUAACAGUUCAAUUUUGGAUUACGCCUUUAUAUAUUGAAGAAAUUCUCGAAUUGGAAUAUAAUUUAGGAAACUUCACUAAAACUUUAUACGAAAAAGAUGAAUAUAUUUUUGAUAAUAAAGAUAAAAUUGAUAAUAAUUUAAGAGUAACGAUAGAAAAUUUAAAAGAAGUUGAACAUUUAAGAGAUGACUUGGUCAAAAAUAAACAUUUUAAUAUAAUAGUUCUAUAUAGAUCUAUAUUUCGUUUGACACACAUUUGGUAUCAUAUUCUUGAAGAUAUUCAUGAUCUUUCUUUGCAUUCUUCGAUUUAUGAUUCUAAAAAUACGGCAAAUAUUUAUCAAAGACAUAUUUUGGAUUUGAAAAGACUUACACCGUUCUUAGCUAUGGAAAUUGUUCAACUAAUUAAAAUGUAUUCAAUACCGAUAAAGUCUUUACUCAAUGGAAAACUAUUGCAUCAUACAAUGGCAAAGUGGUCUGACGAGGAAUUUCUCCAUCUUGUUAAAGAUAUUUACGCGAAAGAUGCCGACGAUGAAGUCUUGUUAUGGUUAAAAGAGGGGGAAAACUUUCUCUCGGAUAGGAAGCACUUAAAAGAAAUCACUAGUAUGAAAGCAGCCGUUUAUUUGAAAAAAAAGUUGUACAGGCAAGCAGUAGAUAUAUUUGAAAUUCUACUAAAAAAUGAACCGGAUUCUCGCUCUUUUAGAACUAGCUUAGAUUAUGCUACAAUAAAAGCAAAAGAGAAUAAAAACGAAUUUUUAGAUACAGAGGAAGAGCAAUCAUCUUAUUCAAGUGUUGAUGAAAAAGAGAGAAAACUGUGCAAUGGGGAAAUUUAUAAAGAGCCUACAGGAGAUUUACAAUCAUUCACUCUAGCAAACACUGCAAUAAAAGCCACCCAAAUUCAUAAGAGACUUGUUAUAAUCGAUAAUGCCUUAGAUAAAACUAUAUUAAAUAUAGUAUCGACUCAGGCUAACCAAACGAUUAAUAAAGGCGUGUUAACAACAGAGGAAGCUCGUUUGAAAUUUCCUUUAUUGUCCAAGCAAUAUCCAUUUAGAAAUAUGACAAAGUUAUUUAAAUCAUUAGCCUAUAGGGACGAAUGGGCUGAAGAUUAUAUUCAUGUUAGCUUUGUUCAGCCAGAAUACGGUCGGAUAAUCAUGUGGAGAGGAAAAAAUACUGUUAUCAAGCAUUGUCCAGGAGUUUGUGGGUCUAAUAUUGGUAAGUAUUAACUUGAUUAUUUUUAAUAGUGCCUUUCAAGUACUUAGUAAAGUAUUUGUAUAUUAAGUAAAGUUAUACCAAAGUAAAUGCGCACAACGGUGAUUGGUAUUAAGUGAAUAAUUAUCAAAGUGUCAUAGAUGGUCAAUUUAUCAACAUUAAAUGUAAUACAAACUUUAAAUAUAAUAUCUUUGGUGAUUGC
Dimorphilus gyrociliatus is the source of this 1425-nucleotide messenger RNA. NCBI's taxonomy places the organism in Eukaryota, Metazoa, Annelida, Polychaeta, Dinophilidae. The record is from the annotation of a GenBank genome assembly.